Messenger RNA from Sinocyclocheilus anshuiensis, 5866 nucleotides. It is a transcript of the gene flrt2, whose product is annotated as fibronectin leucine rich transmembrane protein 2. The record is from RefSeq and is a predicted model, not a curated record. Bases 858 to 2846 code for a protein of 662 amino acids. Lineage: Eukaryota; Metazoa; Chordata; Actinopteri; Cypriniformes; Cyprinidae. Gene Ontology annotation, molecular function: protein binding. The transcript has 2 exons.
CUCUGUAAACAUCUCUCGGAGAUGAAUCGGCGAACUCUUGCGUUUCGCUUUCACGAAGUAUGAUGGUAUGAUACGCGGUAACGUGGAUGUAUUUUGGGCUUUUUCGGCGAGUUUACCGACUCCUGGAAAAAAAAAGUGGAUUUUGCAAAUGUGAAUUUAAUGUAAGUUAUAGGUUUAAACGAGGGCUCAGCCGUGGAAAGAGGAACAGAGGGAGUCACUUCGGCAAAAAGUAGUGAGCGCGGACACCGAGCUCUCCAAACGGGAGUCAGUAUGCUGUCCGGAGGAGCCGCGGGCGGAGAGGAACUCGGAACCGAUUCGGUAGAACAGUAUGUUACGGGAAUGGCGUUGGGUCUGUGCGUCCCGUCUAUUCCACCGAGUGCAUGAAGAACAAGAAGAGGGGGACAAGUGCUCAAUGUUGUUUAAUUAUACGGAUAAAAUCAUGUUUGAUAAGGUCUUUGGACCCAAAUGUCACAUCUUCCGGAAAGUGCUCGGGCUGAGGCCCAUCAGCACUUGACAGCAGGCUGGGAGGUGGACAGUGUGGCUCAGUGCUUCAGCACUCUCUCAGUCACACCCUGCUUGGGCCCUGCAGUGAAUGAGAGCAGUUCUACAUUGAUCUGAUUCCUCAGCAUGGAUGGCUUGAGUGAGAGAACCCAUGCACUCUAAUGAGACCACCUCUCCAGAAAAGGACUAGAAAUUAUCAAGGGAUUACUCCUCAAAUUCCUGGUCUAUCUGUGAACUGCACAUUAGAAUAAUCUUUUAGAGGACUUAAUUUUGCUGGAUUUGUUACAUUUCCUUUUUACUCCCUCCAGCCACUGAUUUUGUCUUGCCAUUUCCUUUCCCUCCCUUUAUUUUUCACUAUGGAGUUUCAAGCCGGAUUUUGGAAUAACGAUUGGACUUCAUUUCUUCGCUUUUGGUUGACAGUGUUGUUGAGCUUGCAUGUGCAAUUCAGCCACGUCUCCUCCUGUCCCAAGGAGUGCCGCUGCGAUAGAACAUUUGUUUACUGUAAUGAGAGAAGCCUGACGUCUGUGCCUCUGGGGGUGCAAGAGGGAUCCAAGACCCUCUUCCUCCACAACAAUCAGAUCAACAAUGCCGGCUUUCCAUUGGAGCUACACAAUGUUGCCUCUGUAGAAACUGUUUACCUAUAUGGAAAUCAGCUGGAUGAAUUUCCCCUCAACCUUCCCAGGAAUGUUCGAGUGCUGCACCUCCAGGAAAACAACAUCCAGACUAUCUCCAGGGCAGCACUUGCCCAGCUACUCAUGCUGGAGGAACUCCACCUGGACGACAACUCCAUCUCAACCGUAGGGGUAGAGGAGGGGGCUUUCAGGGAGGCUGUCAGCCUCAAGCUUCUUUUCCUCACCAAAAACCACCUGAGCAGCAUUCCUAUCGGAUUACCGGCAGAUCUCAAGGAGCUGCGUUUGGACGAGAAUCGCAUUGCCGACAUUGACGAGGAUGCCUUUCAGAAUGUCACCACCCUGCAGCGACUUUUGCUGGAUGGGAACUUGCUUGAGGAUGAGGGCAUCGCUCCUGGAACCUUCCAGGGCCUGGUCAACCUGAGAGAACUGUCCCUGGCUCGAAACUCCCUCACCACUCCACCACCAUUGCUCCCUGGCGCAUCCCUGACCAAGCUCAACCUGCAGGAAAACCAGAUGGACACCAUUGAAGUGACAGCCUUCGUUGGGCUUAGUAAACUGGAGAAGUUAGACAUCUCUAGCAACCAGCUUCAGUUUCUUCCACCGGGUGUCUUUGAUGGCUUGAGAAACCUGAGGCAUCUUAAUGCGAGAAACAACCUCUGGAGGUGUGAUUGCAACAUUAAGUGGGUCAUUGCAUGGCUCAGGUCUCUACCUUCUGCGAUAAACGUCCGUGGGUUCACGUGCCAGAGUCCAGAAAGGGUGCGUGGCAUGGUAAUUCGAGAACUCACCUUAGAUGCCAUCGACUGCCCAGCGGGCACCGUGCUGCAUCCCUGGCCAACCCAUUCAUAUCCAUCUACAUUGCCACCCCGCAGAACCACCACCAUCACCACGACCAUCUCCAGAACCACCCGCUUCACCACCAUUUCACCCACUGCUUUUUACCCCGCCUCGGCCAACCCCACAACCCCAUUUCCACAUUUCCCUCCUGGUCCCCUGCCUCCAUACGAAGACCCCUUAAAAAUCUCCUUUCACGUAGUGAACUCUACCUGCAUUGACGUGAGCUGGGAGUCUUACUUCACUGUGACGGCUUACAAGGUGACUUGGGUCAAGAUGGGGCAGAGUUUGAUGAGUGACAUCGCUCGAGAAAGAACAGUCCCGGGAUACCAACGAAGGCUUAGCCUGUCAAAUUUAGAACCCAGGUCUAUCUACCGCAUCUGCGUGUACGUUCUGGAUACUCUCAAUACGUACAGACCGGGUGAGGAUACUAUCUGUUCUGAGGCUAAGACCAAAUCCACAUCCACAUACUCUGAAUCUGAGCAGGCUGCCCAGCAAGACAACACCUCCGCACUCCUAUUGGCUGGAGUGAUAGGUGGGGCAGUGUUGGUGGUCUUAGUGACACUUCUAAGCUUGUUUUGCUGGCACAUGCACAAGAAAAGCAGGUCGUCAUCGUCCAAAUGGAAAUACAAUCGCGGCAGGAGAAAAGAUGACUACUGCGAAGCCGGGACCAAAAAGGAUAACUCCAUCCUGGAAAUGACUGAAACGAGCUUUCAGAUAGUGUCACUAAACAAUGAGCAGCUUUUAAAAGGGGACUUCAGAAUUCAGCCCAUCUACACACCUAAUGGAGGGAUUGACAUCAGAGACUGUCACCUCAGUAACAAUAGCAUAGCGUACUGCAAGAGCAGUAAUGUUCCCAGUGUGGACUUCUGCCACACAUAAUGUUUUUCGACAGAUGCUACAACCAUUUGUUCAAAGAAAAUGUAGUUCAAUAUACUGUACAAUACACGUAUACAUAUAUACAUAUAUAUAUUUCCAGGUGCAGUCAACAUGGUAAUUUAUACUGUGGACAAGUAUGUGGAAUUCUGCUAUAUUUUCUAUUCUUAGUAAAUAUGAAAUGGUUUUGUAAUAUGUGAGGCUCAAAGUGGUUUCGCUCAAGGACGCUGCGGAUGUUUUGAAUAAUCGAAGCACGUUGGGUACCUGCUGCAAGUGCAGUCCACAGGUUUUGCCUCUCUACCACUUUAAGAUCUUGAAAACGUUGCUAACCACACAACCAAAAUAUGCCCUUUGUGCUGAAAUACAGCUGCCCCUUCACACAACAGUAGUUAAGAUAACACAGUGGCCAGGAAACCAAAACACAGCUGAUUAAGCUGCAGUAGAAAAAAAGGAGCUGAGUUUUUUCUUUCUUUUUUUGGAAUUGAAGUGCACAUUCUUAAUGCAGCAGAGAGCAUGAGCAGUCAUUCAGGAAAUUAGCUUUUGUGGAAAUCACAUUUGAAGGGAAAAGGGACCACUCUUCAACACCCUGCAGUUCUCACAAGGAGAAGCCUACGUCGGUGAAUGCGGUAGGGAGAUGGUUAGAAGGGUUCCUGUGCAAGCAUUUUUCAGGCAUAUUUGUAUAUAAUUUUUCCCACCAGGGGGCAGCUUGUCUCAGUACAUACAGACGAUAGCAGCUCAAAUAGACCACAGACACUCUAGCAUGUUAAAAUUCUGACUUUUCUGGAAAAAGCUUCUGUGCAGGAGCCUUAUUUUCAAGCAAUUAGCAGCCCAAACAUUAAAUGAGCUAAUAUAAUAGCUAAACCCCUGUGGUAAACUUAUAAUAUCCUGAGGGAGCUCUGUAAUCUCCUUCAUGUUUCUUUAAUUAUAAAUUGUAAAACAUAAGAAACCGAUGAAAAACUUCAACUUUAAAUCUGCAUUUGCCUUUUAUAUACUUAAAUUGCCCUUUCUGAACAUGUUCUGUUAUUUACAAAUUAGGCCAGGGUAUUACACAGAAGCUCCACCUCUCUAUCUAUUUCUGUGCUCUCACACGAAUGUGAUCAGGAACAUUCUACAGCGACAUCCACAUCAUUGUCCAGCUUUUCCUUUACUGACCAAAACCCUUUUUAUCAUGCAUCACAUCAGGUGGGAUGAUGAAUGGACAUUUAAACAAAAGCCCUCUUUUCACAGAGACGAACUGGCACAUGCCAGAUUCUGUCUUUGAAAGAGUUUCAGAUCCCUGCAUGAGUGCAAUUAGGACUAUUUUUUUUAAUGGCUCACAAGUUUUCCAGGACAGAGAGCCGAGUUUGGAAUUCGGGCUUGCUGUGGAGAAGUAUUUAUCAUGCGCUGUUACUCAAACUCCUUACUUGACAAGAUUUUAUUUUGUGGGCUGAGUUCAAACCCCCACUGCAUAAUCCCUGGUCCAAGAAAGGGAAAAAAAAUGCAAAGGUUAUUUUCGCUUGGCAGGAGGAUUCAGGACUGGGACGGGGGUUUGUUGUUGGGGUGGUGGUCCUAACUGUCGGAGUUAACCCUUCAUUGCUCUCCGACUUGGCAUUAAGGUUUAGACUAGAUGGCUGGAUACUUGUUUACAUCCAAAUUGUUUUUGGAAUUACUCAAAAUCAAAUGGAUCUUUGAUUUCUGUGACUAACACAGUUGGUGCUUGCACAGGUUAACAACCAACAACCCACAAGGUUUGUCUCAGUGGCACAGACAAAAUGCUCUCUAAAAGGAAAAAAGGGCUACUGCACUUCUGUGGUCAUGAAAGUAUUUCUCCUUAGCAUCCCAGCAGGCUUCUCCAACCACCCCGUCCCUACUUUUCCUGGAAAUCUGGAACAUCCUCGGCCUCCAUUUCUCAUCUGAAGGCUUUUAACUGAUGUGUACACCAUUAACAAUUAAUUUCAAAUCCUGUGGCCACCCGUAACUCUUUUUAACAGACUUCCUCCACACAAGUCCGGUGCGGCUGUCAGGCUCAGGCUCCCCGGGAGGUGGCGGUUGCGGUGGUGCAGACCCAAAUUAAUUGCUAAAGUAAAUUGCAAAGUUAACCCGUUAGUGAGAUAAAUCUGUCCCGUGCCUCUCGCCGACAUAUUUUCACAGAGAGAAAAGUGAUGGCAGAGAAACUUAUUUGUGCCACUAUCCAGUACAUCACUCCCUCUGCCGAAGUCCUCAGAGCUAGCUUUUGCUCGGUCGCUACCAUAACCAUAAAUGUUUCAUACUGAACAGUUUUAUCUAUUGCCUUACCGUAACCCAGCAGUAUAUCUUAAUGUGGUUCAUGUGAUGGAUUUGACAUCAUUUACACAGAGAUCUGUGGAUUACAUGUUUUGAAAGCAGGACUGAAUGGAAAGCACACAUUUUGAAGGGCAAUUGCAAACAGCAUACUGACAGACAUCAAUAGAUGACAUUGCUAACAAGCCAAGGUCUAUCCUCCAGACAAGAAUGGCGUGUUAUGAUUCAGAGUGACUCAUUGCUUAACUCGUGUGGCGUACAUUGUUCUUUAUUUUCUAUGGAUGAGCUGAAAAUCACAGUAGAGGCCCUGUAAUCAAAUGGAUGUAUUACACAAAAGGGACUGUGAGCAAUGCCUUGCGUCCAUAAUCCAACCCAACAGUCAAUCCGUCUCUUGAAAAAGCACAUUGAUUUGAUUUGGAAUAAUUACUCUAAAUGACUGUGAAGUCAGUCUGAACAAAGCACUACCACAAAUGUGGCUGAAUUCGUCUUUGAUCUUUGUGUGUCCCUUUCAAUCUUUUUUUGAAAGAAUAUUUUACAUUAUGAUUUGAAAGGUUUUCUCCCAUGUGCAAUUUGGUAUAUAUAUGUUCACUAUUAAAACUUAUUUAAUACAAACUUCAGCACAUCGGUUGACAUAGUGGUUUUACAUUAGGACAACACAAAAUCUAGCUGAUGUUUGAAUGAAUUGGUUACUGUGUGGCAGUUCAUUCUAAUGGCAACCUGAAAACCGUGACAGGUUUAACAACAAUCACAAUGUUUCAUGUGUUUUA